GCGGAAAUCAAGAAGGCCAUAAACGAGCCCUACAAUAUUGUAGGGCGGCUUUAUGGCCUCCUUGAUUGUCAUAGUUUUCUACUUCUCCGUGUCAGAACUCUAUUUUGAGGUUAUGAAAGAAACAUCUAUUUGCAUCAAAUUGUGCUUGCUUUUGAGUUAUAUCAGCCUGAAAUUUCCUACAAUUUAAAAAGAAAACAUAUCUUCAUAAUAGGAGAGCGCUGACGCUGACACGCGACAAGUGUAAUCUAGAAAUUUUUGAAGGAAAGAAAGGAGUAUGACAAUCAAGGAGGCCAUAAACGCGCCCUACAAUUGUAGGGACGACUGACGAUAUGGGCCUAAUGCCGGCCACAGACUAUCAGGUACACCAGACAGGUACGCCUGAACAGUUACUCCUGUCAGGUGUACCUUAUAGUGUGUGGCGGGAAUAUCUAGCCUUUCAGGCGACCUGACAACUGAUGAAAAUUCGAUCAGUUCUGUUUGACAGGCGAGUAGACUUGACGUGUGUGUGGCGGUGUAACCUGAACAGGUAGAUACUGAAAAAUGUCGCAACGGAAUAAUGAAGUUCUUGGUGAUUUUAUUGAAAUUUAUAAAAGUGAGCCUUGCUUGUGGAAAGUGAAAGAUAAUGACUAUCGCAAUAGAGACCAGAGAUAUGCUGCAUACAGAAAAUUAGUGAACAAAUUGAAGUAAAUAGAGCCUGAUGCAAACGAGACCUUGGUUAAAAAAAAAACCAACAGUUUGAGAUCCAAUGUUCGAAAGGAGCAGAAGAAAAUUGACUCCUCAAUGAAAUCUGGCGCCUCAGCAGAUAAUGUAUACAAACCUUCUCUUUGGUAUUUCGUAUUUUUUGAUUUCAUAAAGGACCAAGAUAAUCCUAGAUCAUCGGUCUCAAAUUUAUUUCCUGAAAGGGACAAUGAUGAGGUGAACAUUGAUGACCCAUCUCCAGAGGAAAACCAGUUGACACCCACUGUCUCUCAAGAAGAGCGGCGGGAAUCGAAUCAACCUGCGGCGUUGGCUGGGAUUUCACGACCUGGGCCCAGUAUAAAGAGGAAAUCUAAUGAUGACAUAUCAGCUGAGAUAUUGUCUACUGUUCGCGAUCAUUUCAAACGACCGCAACCACAAAUCGACUGUUGCGAGCUCUUGGGGCGAACAGUAGCUAUAAAAAUGAGGGGCAUAAAAGAUAAACGCCUGCACAUCAUGUUCGAAAAAAAAAUUAACGACAUAUUAUAUGAAGCAGAAAUGUGCGCUAUUAACUACCCAAAUUCCACUUUCACAAGUCCACAACAUUACACACCAUCUCCCACACCAAUUCCACAACAUUACACACCAUCUACCACACCAAGAACAAAACCCAACUUCUCACAACAAUACACAAUACAGAAACAGCAUCAAGUUUUUUGUCAAAUUUCACUGAAACUUUUGAAUGAGUAAAUAUGAAAAUAAAAAGUUUGUUUAAAUAUAUUAAAAGUUUACUUUCCACUUU
This is a messenger RNA of Acanthoscelides obtectus, 1477 nucleotides long. The record is from the annotation of a GenBank genome assembly. Lineage: Eukaryota; Metazoa; Arthropoda; Insecta; Coleoptera; Chrysomelidae.